AUGCACGACAAGCCCAAAGAAAUAGUCGAGCAAACAUACGACGACAUUGCAGAAUGGUAUCUCGACUGGGUCAAGGGCCAGGAUUCGCCCCGCGAGCGGUACACAGACAUGGUGCUCGAAAAUGCGCCGCCCUCGCCCCGGAUCCUUGAGCUGGGCUGUGGUCCCGGCGUUCCCAUCACGCAGCGGCUGCUGAAACGCGGUGCGCAGGUGGUGGCCAACGACAUUUCAGCCCGGCAGCUCGUCAUGGCGCGCGCCCGGUGUCCGCAGGCGACGUUUGUGCAGGGCGACAUGGCCGCGCUCGUGUUUGCGCCGCUGAGCUUCGACGGCAUCAUCAGCUUCUACACCAUCUUCCACCUGCCGCGCGCCGAGCAGCGGGCAAUGCUCUGCAAGAUCAGCUCGUGGCUCCGGCCCGGCGGCCUGUUUGCGUGCAAUCUGGCGACCUUUGACGCCGAGGAGAUCCACGGCGAGUUCCUCGGCCACGGCAUGUUCUGGAGCAGCUAUGGGGUCGGAGAGAACAAGGCAAUGCUCGAGGCGGCCGGCAUGGACCUGGUGGCGGCCGAGGUGCUGGAAGCAGGCGACGGACACCUGGCCGAGAGCGAUCCAGAUUAUGGGGUCAAGUUUCUGUGGGUUGUGGCGAGAGGUAGCGCCAGUGCGUGA
Grosmannia clavigera kw1407 is the source of this 657-nucleotide messenger RNA. RefSeq names its product methyltransferase type 11. NCBI's taxonomy places the organism in Eukaryota, Fungi, Ascomycota, Sordariomycetes, Ophiostomatales, Ophiostomataceae. The transcript has a single exon. The coding region runs from base 1 to 657 and encodes 218 amino acids. The record is from RefSeq and is a predicted model, not a curated record.